Messenger RNA from Trifolium pratense (red clover), 2959 nucleotides. RefSeq lists its product as uncharacterized. NCBI's taxonomy places the organism in Eukaryota, Viridiplantae, Streptophyta, Magnoliopsida, Fabales, Fabaceae. The coding region runs from base 323 to 2608 and encodes 761 amino acids. The transcript is spliced from 3 exons. The record is from RefSeq and is a predicted model, not a curated record.
UUGGUUUUUUAUUGGGGAUAGCAAAAACUGCACUUAAAGAAACCGCUUCCCUAGUUAUAUGGGAUCAUAACAAGCUACAGUGUCAAUACUCCAAUAUUUUCUCUCUAUUUGCCACACAUCCAUCUUCUCUCUCGAUCACUCCACAAUAUUGCAAGUCUAUAUAUCUUUGAUUACUACUAAUUCAUGCAUUUCAUAUACAGUAAAAAAAUUUGCAGGCGGGUGUGAUUGAUUAUUCUAAGUAUCAACAAUUAUCUUCGUUAGGUUUUUUCCCGUUGCAACCCAACGACUCCUAAACUUACAGAGUUUGUCUUUCACGAUCAACAUGACGAGAGUUCACAUGGAAGAAGAAGGUAGGGCAGAGCAAAUAUGUCUCCCUCCUCAGCCAUCACCAUACCCUUGGCUUCUUUAUUUCAACGACAGCGAAGAAGGAGAAAAUAAGAAUCAAACAUUUCGCAGCAUAUUAGAUCCUACCAUAACCUAUUCAACAAGUAUUCCAGAAUUGAUGGGGGCAGCAGUGAAGGUAUGGACUAUACAACAUGGUUGGUGUCUUUUAGAAAACUUGGUCAUAUCAUAUAGUAUUACCGAUCAUCAUCGCAACCUGUUUCUUUGGAGUCCGUCUAACUUUAAGAAAAUCGAGCUCCCACACCUUAAACUAUCCAACAACAUUACAAUUGGUUAUUGCAUUUUCUCAUCCUCUCCAACAGCAACCGAUCAAGUUUGCUCGAUAUUUUUAUUCGCAAUAAAUACCACUAUAAUAUUCUAUUGUCAACUCGGAGAUGAGCAAUGGACUGAAGUAGACUGUCACGACGACCUACUCGUUGAUCCAGCUCUUAAAAAUGGAACUUCUUUUACUAACCCAGUACACUGCAAUGGUAGCUUAUAUGCAACAUUAUGGGGAACCACAAACACUGUUUUAGUAGAAAUCCAGAAACAUGAAUUGCGCUGUCUUCAAAUCAAAUCUACAGGUGUUUCCUUGCCAAAGUGUCUAACAUCAUUUCCUGAGUAUGGACUUCAUCAAAUAACCCACUGGUUUGGAUCCAACCACCAGCUAUUUCGAAUUAUAAUUUUGCUUAAUCUGGAUAAGGUUAUCCGUGUUGUUGUUCACAAAUAUGAUUUUUCUCUAAGGAUGUGGGAAAAAGUAGAAAGCAUCAAGGACAAAGUUUUCUUUAUCUCCGUUUCCGAUCCCAAAUCUAAUUAUGUUGGCUCAAGUUCACACUUUGUUUGUCAAGCAAUCAAUUCAGAAACUGAAGGAGGCCGCAUCUAUUUUGCCCUAAAAGACAACAAUUUUGUCUAUAUUUACAACAUUGAAGACAAUAGUCUUAUGAUUUCUCCAAAUUUCUCAAAUUUACCCAAAAGCCGGUCUUGUUGGUUGUGGUACAUGCCAGAGCCAACAUGUGUCAGGUCGACUGAUAUACUCAAAAAAGAAGUAAUUAGUGAAUAUGGUGGUGCAAUCCAUUUAAGGGAAACGGAAGACAGAGCUACUCACUUUGAUUCAUCCACACUUCCUUUAGACUUGGUCGAAGCCAUAGUAAAAUGUCUUAAUGUACACUUUGAUUCAUACACACUUCCUUUAGACGUGGUCAAAGCCAUAGCAAAAGGUCUUAAUGUGUUUGAUUAUUUGCAUUUACGAGCUAUCAAUAGACAUUUUCGUCGAGAAGCACCACCACUCGUUGAAAUUGAAUGGAGAUCGAGGUUUGAUGAUCUUUCAACGAUUCCAUUAUUUGUGUUGUCAUAUAAAGAUAAUGUCUUCACUUUUGUGCAUCCAAAGCAAGGUCUGAAGUACAAAUAUACCAUUAAUUUUCCCCCCCAACCCCAAGUCAACACAGAUGAUGAAAUCAUUUGCUACUCAAAAGAUGGUUGGCUGCUAUUGGCAUUAAGACAUUCUUCAUUCUUCUUCAAUCCCUUUACAAAACAAGUGAUACCACUUGCACAUGGGAGUAAUGCAACUGUGUUUACUCACUGUGUUGGCUUUUCACAUCCUCCAACUUCUUCUAAAUGUGCAACUGUCGAGUGUAUGGGGAUUCUAUCAUUCCUUACUUUCCUUGGGGGUGAACGGAUUCCUUCCAUAUAUGAAGGUGAUGACUUCGAUAAAUUUCCUCUCUACGACAGAAGCCCUGUUUUUUUCAAUGGAUCAUUUUAUUAUCUUAGCGUUGAGGGGAAGUUGGGAGUUAUACAAGUAAGACAACAUGCAGGCAAUGGUAUAGGACUAAUUUGGAAAGAACUAGAGGAGCCUCAAGCUCCAUUGACCAACUACUUCAAUAGCUUUCUAGUUGAAUGUGAUGGCAAUCUCUUAUCGGUAUUUGAAGUUGAGGGUCAGUUUCAAAAUUGGGUUCAUGUUUUCAAGUUGAAUGAGCCAACAAUGACAUGGAUCAAAGUUGAAAGCCUAGAAAAUCACAUGCUUUUCGUCUGUAGCAGUGCAUCAUUUUCUACUGCGGCAACCAUUCCUGGAAUGGAAAACAAAAUAUACUUUCCUAGAUUGUAUGGCCAGAAUAUCGUGUUUUAUUCGUUAGAAACAAACAACUACCACACAUUUGAGAAUGAAGUGCUGAAUUUCAAUCAUGUGAGAGAACAGUUGAAUAGCAGUUGGAUACAGCCAAGGUGCCACUAAGGUUCACCUUAAAUAUUCUGGAAAAGAUUAGAUCAAUUUAGUAAACUAUGAAUGUCAUUUUAUGCUUUUGUUGUUCAAUUGAACAUCUCUUUGAUAUACUAUUAAUUAAAGUUGCAUUUGUGUCUAACAUUGUUAUCUUUGAAUUGGUUUUUUGGAGUGAGAUUGAAGCUCAUAUUGCAUGACAUAUAUAGAGCUAGAUGUUGUAGAAAACAGGUGGGAAUUAGAUCGGAGAACACUUUGUGAAUGAAAGUUAGUAUUGAAGUUAGUAUUUAAAUGUUUAGAAAAUUUUGUAGUCCUGAAUGAUAGGAUAUUAUGUCAAAAAAAAAAUGAUAGGAUAUAUAGCUGCCAAGA